ACGUCAAGACGCACGCACCCCUCGCCGGUUGCCCCAGCCAGAAGCAGGGCCCAGAGACCCAAGGCCAUCAAGGUUCUCACCCACGAGCAGCUUGCCAUAACAUUUCGAUCCACUGCCACCUUCCACUCAUCCAGCUGUUCUCCCUCGACACUCAGACCACCGUCACCCGUCUGACUCGACCCAAGAAUCCAGACUGGCGAGCCCGGCACUGCUUCCGCUCAAUUCUCUCCGGCGCUCGUCCACAAAAACCCAUUCUUUCUCCGUCGGAUCGCCGUGCUCGCCGCUUAGAUUCGGGGCUGACCAAGCUUUCUCCCAUCCGGACCGGAGCCGCUCUCGUUCACUCAGAUCUCUCAGGUCUCUCAGGUCUCUCAGGUCUCCAUACUAGAACCCCAUACGGUAGCCGCUAGCCAGUCCCCUCCUCGCUACUACCAACACGGUCGGAUUAUCUUGCCGUACAGUAUUUGAUUUUCCAACUGCCUUCAGUCUCACACCACCAUCACGUCGCCUUGCUGUUUUUUUUUCUUUUCAUUUUUUCCUUGUUCUGGGCGACGAGGUGGAAAGACACCAAACAUUGGUGCGAGAUACCCCCGGAGCGACAGUCUCUUCAGCACUCUCUCUGAUUCUGAUAUCGAUGACGUUUCCCGGACUCCCCUGACUUUACCAAAUUCCGAAGCACGCUGCUAUGCGCCCUGACCAUUACGAUUGCCGGAGCGACAUGGACGGCCACUUCGGCCACCGGCCUGCAAAUCACAACCAGACUCAGAGCCAGACCCAGAGCCACAACCAUGGCCAUCACGGUUCUCUCGACCUCCGUUUUCAGUACUUGAUGGACUCUUCCCGUCAACGGCAUACACCGCUCUCCUCCGAUGCGACACACCAGAUAUCUCCUUCAACGGCAAACGAUGGCUCUCGCAUACCCACAAACACCACCGUCGGCUACGAAUCCCACGAUGAUCUAUGUGUUGAUCACUGCGAAGUCCUUGGCCUCUAUCAGGGUGGCUCUCAAUUCCCGAACCACCGUGGACUUACAGCCAAUUCACUCGGCCACUGGUCACGGCGAUACGUAAAUGGCCAGGAUGCUUUGCUUGAUACUCCUCAUGUCGACCUAUUCGCCCACAACCUACCAUCAAACGAUUUUAUGCCCAUGCAGCAAUUCGGUGCCUGGUCUCAAUGGCAGGGUCAUCAGAGCCAGCAAUCAAUGCAAGAGUGCGGAGAGGAUUGCCAGUCUAAUGCCGAGGACAGUUGCUGCGAUAGCGAGUGUGCCAUGACUGGCAAAUGCACUAACAUUGCGUGUGCCAACGGCGAGGACGUCUGCGUGGACCAAAGCUGCCCCGAACGUUCCAUGGCUUUCCCCUCCGAUCUUGUCGACGGCGCCGCCGCGCUCUUAUCCAUUAAUCAUGGGUCUGACAUGCUCACUCAGAGCUUCAACUUUAGCAGCAUGGGCGGCAUGAACAGUAUGUGUGGCAUGGGCAGUAUGGCGAAUUUGGGUAACAUGAACCAUAUGAACGACAUCGGCAGCAUGGGUAACAUGAACGGCAUGGGUGGCAUGAGCAACAUUAACAACAUGAAUGGCAUGAACAACCCCAAUCACUUAAAUAGCCUCAAUGGUCUUAACCAGAAUAACGAUCCCCAGAAUUAUCCCAACUGCCAUAUCCCUGUGUCUUUCAACGCCGCCCAGUUUGGUCAGUACAGCUCUGUGGCUAGCAAUUUUGAGGCAGGUCAAGCCUUGCAGCAAUGUGGGUUUGAGGCGAGUGAUCCCGAGGCGUAUAUCAGGCACUUCAACACACAACAUAGGCCAUAUUUCACGAAUACCGAGCCCAGCAAAAGCAACAACAGUAACGGCCAGCUCGCUUUACCUAACUUGAUCCCUGGCUCUGGAGGUGUGCGGAGUAGCAGAACAUUGGCAGCAACCGAAGCCUUAUCCUCGUCUCCAGCCACUCCUCUCGACACAUCUGAUUCGGGAGCAUCCAUGAACACGCCUUCUCCGCUAACACCGGUGUCGGAGGCAAAGACGCGGGCUCAAUCACCCUCCCAUACACGCAGCUCAUCCGCAGAUACGUCGGAAACCAGCUACAGUGACAACAUGGAUGGAGAUAAUGACGAACACAAGUGCCUAUGGCGGGAGGACAGUGGUAAGCUUUGUGCCCAAACUUUCACAGAGGCGGGGGAUCUAUUUGACCACGUUUCGAAUGUACAUAUCAAGCAUGCAUCCAAGGGGAAUUAUGGGUUUCUCUGCGCCUGGGACGACUGUCCCCGAAGCCACCCUGGCGUGCAUGGCUUCCCACAGAGGAGCAAGAUCGAGAGGCAUAUGCAAACGCAUAUUGGUCAUAAACCGCAUGUCUGCAAGAUUUGCCACAAAGGAUUCUCGGCAAAGCAGGCUUUGACUCAGCACAUGUACAUCCACUCUGAUCAAAAGCCGCUGGAAUGCAACAUCUGCUUCAAGACCUUCAGAUAUCCUAGUGCCCUCACAAUGCACAUGCGCGUCCAUUCAGGCGAGAAGCCGCUCCAAUGCCCCAUCUGCGGCAAGAAGUUCAGCGAAUCUUCAAACUUGUCCAAGCACAAGCGUACCCACGAGGUCAAGGGUCGUUUCAAUUGCAAUGUGCGCGGUUGCUGUCGCAACUUUCACCGCCAGGAUCAGCUCCGUCGUCACAUGAAGACGCACCAGAAGGAUGUCGUCGAUGGCCGAGUGGUAGACAUCUACACUAGCCAACUUCCGCUGCCCGCUGACUUUGAUUUCCCAUUGAAAGAAGGAUCAGCAGAUCCUACAGUAUUCAGAGAUGAGUCUGCUGAGAUUGGUGAUGAGGGGAGCCAUUGAGAAGCGACCACGAAAGCAGGAUCACAUCUUCUCGAGCUCCGGUGUUCCCGGCGUUUUAGUGAUUCUAAUCGGGCCUGUCCUUUGCAUGGUGUACUCAGGUCAGAUGUGGGUUGACAGGUGCUAAACUCUUCGGCUCACUUGAGCAAGGCGCAAUUGGCGAAUGGACUACAAAGCGGCGUGGAAAAGUUCCGUUUCGUUUGCUUUUUUUUUUUCCUUUUUUUGUUUUCUUUUUCUAUUUUCUUCUUCUUUUUCUUCUUCUUCACCUUCUCUUCGCUCUUUUGGCAUUGCCCUACUCAGGGGCUUUUAACACUGGAUUAUCUAGGAGGCUGUCAUGAGGUUUUGCUUCGGUUCAAAUCAAAUUUAGCUGGGCUGGUGGUAAAACUUACGACGAGCACAGAGGCAACGAGUGGAGUGGAGGAGGACGUGGCGUCCCUUGUACACUGCUGACUACAACCCUUGCGCAGGGCGUAAGGUGUAGUGUCGCGGUGACAAAGGAGGAAUGGGAUGGCAGUGAGUGAGUGGGAGAAGUUGAGAGAAAAGAUACCCCAAAACAACCAAUCGUUUCUCCCCUAUUUGUCAAGGAUUGUUGUUCUCUUCGGUGGCAUCGUCUUCGAACUCUUUGAAAACAUAUUGCUGAAAACGUGUUAUUCUUGAUGUGGUGCUUGACACUCGGAUACUAGUUCUUUACAUGAUCAAAUUCUUCAUGAUUGUAUGGAUCUUGACAGUCACAUAGAGAUACCACCCAGAUCACGACUUCAUAGCCCUGUUUGAUAGUACGGUGGGCACAAAGCCUCGGUAGUUUGACGCCGUUUUAAUUGACGUGGACAGAUUAGACAGCC
Molecule: messenger RNA, 3654 nt
Organism: Neurospora crassa OR74A
Lineage: Eukaryota; Fungi; Ascomycota; Sordariomycetes; Sordariales; Sordariaceae
Product: zinc finger protein
Exons: 4
Coding region: 683-2815 (710 amino acids)
Biological process (GO): regulation of transcription by RNA polymerase II
Cellular component (GO): nucleus
Molecular function (GO): RNA polymerase II cis-regulatory region sequence-specific DNA binding; DNA-binding transcription factor activity, RNA polymerase II-specific
Source: RefSeq, a predicted model, not a curated record